Molecule: messenger RNA, 1524 nt
Organism: Mytilinidion resinicola
Lineage: Eukaryota; Fungi; Ascomycota; Dothideomycetes; Mytilinidiales; Mytilinidiaceae
Exons: 2
Coding region: 1-1524 (507 amino acids)
Source: RefSeq, a predicted model, not a curated record
AUGCCUCUCCCGAAGUGGUCGCAGUCCUCCCGGGUUGAUGAGUCCCGCAUCAGCUUUCUCGACCUGGCUCUCGAGCUUCGCGAGCAAAUCUACGAAGCGAUCGUCGUGGUUCCUGAAAUUCGGCCGCUGACGGACGGAACGCCCUUAGAACACAAACCAAACCUUAACGUCCUCGCGGUAUGCCGUCAGACGCGCGCUGAAGCCAGCAAGGUGUUUGUCACCCGGAACACUUUCACUACGUGCCGUGUGCUCCAGGGCUCCGAGUACACCCUGGAUAGGUUGGAUGUCGCCGUUCUCCAAAACAUGGAGAGCGUUGUCAAAGCCGUUCAUGCGCCUUGGGUGGACACUGUCACAAUUCUGAAGCUUUCCAUGUCCUGCGCAUCUGCGAGUACCUCGGGGCUUCUCAAAUUCCUGCAGCCGAAGCUUGCUCGCCCCUGGAUUGGAGAUUUCGGCAAUUUCAUCCAAGAGACCUUCCCAGCAAUGAAACAGGUCAUGUUCGUCGUGAACCACCCUGGCCUACGCUGGUUCUACGCUCUUGCCGCGAAAGAAAACGGUGGAGAUCCCUACGCCGAACUAUCUUCGGACGAAUACUCUGACAACUCAAACGAGGACUUAUAUGGCGACCCACAUUGGCCUAAGUUUAGCCCCCAAUAUAGCGACUCUGCAAGCUCCAGCUCGGACGAUACAGAAGACUUAAACAACUUCAUGGUGGGCAUGGGUCUCUCUCUGUUCGGUGAUGCGGAUGCGCCAUCUGACCUUUCGGAAUCAGAGGCUGAUGAGGAGGAUUCAGGGAUGGAUUCAAAGGUUCCAAAACCUGGCCUAGGCAACGUGGUCGACGCGACAACGAUGACAGGAAACUGGGACAACUCGAAGUCGGGCUUGCGCGAGGACGCAUGGAAGUCAGAACAUUCUAGCUCUAGUUCUAGCUCAAGAUCCAGCUCAAGUUCUAGCUCAAGUUCUAGCUCAGGCUCAGAUCCGAGCUCAGACGCAGGCGAAAACUCACAACCAGGAGCGAACUUGAUGUCCGCCUUACGCAAGCGUAAAUGGGAAUCGGAUCACUCGAGCUCGAGCUCUAGCUCAGACCUAGAUUCAAGACACUUGGAACCAGCUUCAACCCACUCCCACGAUCACCAAGUCAUGAAUGCCCUCGGAUUCAACCUCAACGGUCUCGAGCCAGAGGAAGAUGACCACAACUCGGAUUCGGACGACUCAGAGAUUUCUUUCCUAUACGGAGACGACGAUUUUGACAGACACGUCGACGAACCUAGAGAGCUUGAGGACGAAACGAAGGCCGCAAUUCACUACGAGAUCAUCAAAUACUGGAAAGAAGAACUGGGCUUCUAUCUAGGCAUCCCAACAUGGGCAGGUUUCGAGAUUCUGCCAGGCCGUAUCAACGAAGGUCGGUUGAUGGCCCCCCACAUUGUGGUGGAUAUGGCGGACAUUUGGCAGGAGUUGAAGGCGGAGCGAGACGCUGUAGAUGAACUGCGCCUGGGUCAGAAAGUCUCCGACCUGCGAAUUACUUGA